AAAAUAAAGAAAACAAGUGAAACUAUCAUCAAAGAACAAAGAUUCAAUAGAGAGAGAGAUAUUUCAUUUCCAGUUCCUGUUUCAAAACAGAACACAAACUUGGCCUCAAUGGCUAAGAACAACAACAUCCACAAUCACCUCUUACUCUUAUCAUUUUUGUCCCUUCUUUUCUCAAUCCAUGCUAAACUCACCCUUCACCCUUCAGACACAAAAGCUCUUUCAACUCUACAAAACAACCUAGGACUCAACCUUGAUACUACUACAAACAACCUAUGUAACAAGGAAGGUGUGUUCUGUGAGAGAAGACUCACCAACAAUGAAAGCUAUGCACUCAGAGUAACAAAACUUGUUUUCAAAUCAAGAAAACUCAGUGGCAUACUUUCACCAACCAUUGGAAAACUCACAGAGCUGAAAGAAAUCUCUCUUUCAGACAACAAACUCGUUGACCAAAUACCAACCUCUAUAGUUGACUGCAGAAAGCUUGAGUUUCUGAACCUUGCUAAUAAUCUUUUCUCUGGUGAAGUUCCUUCUGAAUUCUCUUCUCUCAUUCGUCUUCGCUUUCUUGAUAUCUCUGGAAAUAAACUUUCUGGAAACUUGAAUUUCCUUAGGUAUUUUCCCAAUCUGGAAACUCUUUCUGUUGCAGACAAUCACUUCACAGGAAGAGUUCCAGUUUCGGUUCGUUCUUUUCGCAAUCUUAGACACUUUAACUUCUCCGGUAACCGGUUCCUUGAAGGCGUGCCAUUGAAUCAGAAGCUUCUUGGAUAUGAAGAUACUGAUAAUACUGCUCCCAAACGCUAUAUUCUUGCUGAGACUAAUAAUUCAAGUCAAACAAGGCCUCAUAGGAGUCAUUCCCCAGGAGCUGCUCCAGCUCCUGCUCCAGCUGCUCCUCUCCACAAACAUAAGAAGAGUAGGAGGAAGCUAGCUGGAUGGAUUCUUGGGUUUGUUGCUGGAGCAUUUGCUGGGAUACUUUCUGGUUUUGUGUUUUCUUUGCUGUUUAAAUUGGCUUUGAUUUUGAUCAAAGGAAAAGGAAAGGGUUCUGGACCUGCAAUUUAUAGUUCUUUGAUUAAGAAAGCUGAGGAUUUAGCUUUCUUGGAGAAAGAAGAUGGUUUAGCUUCGUUGGAAAAAAUUGGACAAGGUGGAUGUGGUGAGGUUUACAAAGCUGAAUUACCAGGAAGUAAUGGAAAAAUGAUUGCCAUUAAGAAGAUUAUUCAGCCACCGAAGGAUGCAGCUGAGUUGGCUGAAGAAGAUAGUAAGCUUUUGCAUAAGAAGAUGCGACAAAUUAAGUCGGAGAUUGACACAGUCGGUCAGAUUCGUCAUCGUAACCUUUUGCCGUUGUUGGCUCAUAUUUCUAGACCUGAUUGUCAUUAUCUUGUGUACGAGUUCAUGAAGAAUGGAAGUUUGCAGGAUAUGUUGCACAAAGUUGAAAGAGGUGAAGCAGAGUUGGAUUGGUUGGCAAGGCAUAAGAUUGCACUUGGUAUUGCGGCUGGUCUUGAAUACCUUCAUACAAGCCAUAGUCCGCGUAUAAUUCAUCGAGAUCUCAAGCCUGCAAACGUUCUUCUUGAUGAUGAAAUGGAAGCUAGGAUUGCGGAUUUUGGUCUUGCAAAAGCUAUGCCUGAUGCACAGACGCAUAUCACCACUUCGAACGUGGCUGGUACGGUGGGAUAUAUCGCACCUGAGUAUCAUCAGAUACUCAAAUUCAAUGACAAGUGUGACAUAUAUAGCUUUGGUGUUAUGCUUGGUGUCUUGGUGAUUGGAAAGCUUCCUUCUGAUGAUUUCUUUACGAACACAGAUGAGAUGAGUUUGGUCAAGUGGAUGAGAAAUGUGAUGACUUCGGAAAAUCCUAAGGAAGCAAUUGAUGCAAGGCUCUUAGGUAAUGGUUUUGAGGAACAAAUGCUUUUGGUUUUGAAGAUUGCUUCCUUUUGCACCAUGGAUAAUCCUAAGGAGAGGCCUGAUGCUAAGAAUGUUAGGAUUAUGUUGUACCAAAUCAAGCACUAGUCAAUUUGAUGAAUAUAUGAAAUAAAAUGUGUGAUUAAGUGUCUGUUCAGUAGUAUCAAUGUAUUACCAAAUGAUAGGUGUUGUUAAAGGUUAAAAAAACCAUUAUAAUAGUGUUGCAUUCAUUACAACAUGCUGAAUUUCAAGACAAGAAAAAGUAAGAUAGAGAGAAAUUUUCAGCGUUGUGAUGAUUUAUGUUUAAUUGAAUCUGUAACUAUCUGGUUGCAAUAUGUUUCUGUAUUGAUCAAGAAAAUAAAAUCCACCUAUGUUGUAACCAUAAUUUCAUUCUUAGUAUUGUUAUUGAUAAGCAUUUCAUUAA
Messenger RNA from Medicago truncatula (barrel medic), 2311 nucleotides. Its product is annotated as leucine-rich repeat receptor-like serine/threonine/tyrosine-protein kinase SOBIR1. Gene Ontology annotation, biological process: protein phosphorylation. Bases 109 to 1995 code for a protein of 628 amino acids. Gene Ontology annotation, molecular function: protein kinase activity; ATP binding; receptor serine/threonine kinase binding. NCBI's taxonomy places the organism in Eukaryota, Viridiplantae, Streptophyta, Magnoliopsida, Fabales, Fabaceae. The transcript has a single exon. The record is from RefSeq and is a predicted model, not a curated record.